Messenger RNA from Linum trigynum, 342 nucleotides. Lineage: Eukaryota; Viridiplantae; Streptophyta; Magnoliopsida; Malpighiales; Linaceae. The record is from the annotation of a GenBank genome assembly.
AUGGCGUACAUACAUUGGUGCUUCCCUCGCAGCGGGUGGCUCAAGCUGAAUGUGGAUGGAGCCUCGGAGGGCAACUCGGGACUUGCAGGUGCUGGGGGCAUCAUCCGGGAUGAGUGUGGGAAGUGGGUUGCGGGCUUCGUUGCAAAGAUUGGAGAAGCUUUGGCGGCCCUUGCCGAGCUCUGGGCUAUCAUGUAUGGGCUUCAGCUUGCCCAUAAAGUGGGAUGCGCGUUCAUUUUUGUUGAGUCGGACUCUCAGUUAGCCGUCGGCCUGAUCAACGGCCGGCAUGAUCCGGUGCACCCCUAUGCUUCGAUCCUGGCCUUGAUCCGGAGGCUCUUAGCUUAG